CACCCUGUCCCUCUGCCAGUCAACGAGGCUCACUGACACUCUCUGGCCAGAUUUUGCUGCUUGAAUUUUCACACCGGGAUGAUUCAGCGUUCGUCCAGCUGUGGAGCAAUGGGUGAAACGUACAAAGUCUCUGAUACUGCAAGAAUCCAGGCUAUGGAAAAUGAGCUGGCUGGACAGUUGGCGGAACUGAAGCAAGAGAUUGAAGAAAAUGGAAUAUUACAGCGUGCGCCUACACAAUCUUUCAGCUCUGUUUGCAUACCGAAGGACAUUUCCUAUUUCAGAAAGGAACGUGAACUGCUCUUGAAGAAAGGUUUACAGGUGGCUGAAGCAAAACCACUUUUGAUUCAAGCAGACGUAAUGCAGAGAGAGUUGGAGAGCUGCCUAACACAGGAGUACACGGCUGAAAGUUUACCUCUUCUCCUCCAUCAGUUUUUCACAGAUCGGAUGCACCAGUUAGUGCAAUGCAAAUAUCUGCACAUGCUCCGAUGGAAAAGAUUUUGUCAGCACACAAACAUUAUUGAGCAGAUUUAUCCACUGUAUAAGAAACAAAUUUCUCGUAUUAUGAAGGAGUAUGAUGACGCUGUUCAGAGGGCUCGGAGGCUUUCAGCAGCCAGAGAAUGUCUUUUAACAGAAACAGGGAAUGCCAGUAAAUUUGUGACUCAGGAAGAUGUGGUCAUCUACCUUCAAUGGUUGGUGUGCCAUUUACACUCCCUGACAACUAUCCAUGGCUACUUGAGGGUGUUACAGUACCUGCCCAUGUCCCACAACGUUGAGGUGACACCUGAGAAGCUUUUUGAUGCCUUAGCAGACGAUGAAGACAAAGGCAGCACCAUCACCCUGCUUUCCUCUUUACCUGCUCCUACCCGUCCCAGCACAGCUUUCUCUAGUGUUUCUGGAUCAGCCGGAAAAACCUCCGCUCUCCUGUCAUCAGCCGGAACCCACCCCAUCUCGAUCUUCAACAAAUACUCCAGUGUCAUGGGCUUUGAAGAUGGGUUCGACUUUGAAGUUAGCCUUUGUCUUCCUGUACACAAGCUGAACAUUGAGGAGUUUAAACCUCAGCUUCAGUAUCUUCUUUCUCACUUCAGCAUUGAAUAUGACGUGGAUGAUAUCAGAGACACUGCUAAUGAGAUGGAGCUAUUCACACUGGUGAUUCGGAAAUUCAGAAGCAUUUUUAGCAAGGAAGAAACAAUGAAGACCUUUCCGAUUUAUGAUGCCUUUGAGCCUGGAACCAAACACUGGGGAAUGAAAGGCCCAAAUAUGGCCCUGAGAAAAGAAGCAAAUUGGAUUCCAUUCUUAAAGAUCAAACCGAAACAAGACCCUUGGCAGCAAAAAAUCAUGACUAAACUGAAAGAGCAGAAGAACAUGGAUGAAAUUUUGAGAUUGCAGUCGCAGUUUUUCCAGAUUUCUGACCCAAACCAAGUGAUGGAUGCACUUCGUCAGCAUGCAGUGACGACACAUGAGCCAUACACUGUGCAACCUUUGGCUGUUACUUCACAUCGCAUGGGUCAACACACAAGUUAUGUUUGGAACAGAAUCUAUGGAAAUGCCAAGCCCUAUCAAGAGCCAAGACGUAAAGAGAGUGGUUCGCCUGUCGAGAUCAAUGACUGGGAGGUGGAGGAUGUCAAUCAAAACAAAUGUACUGCCGGAGUAUUUUCUUCAAAAAAGAGCAGAGAUCAAGGCUAUAGUUACACAAGUACCAUGCAGCUGCUGGGAUUGGAUGAAGGAAACGAGGAGAAUGCAAAAGACCCUGUCAUGACACAGGGGGCUUAUUUGUCUCUCCUCUUCUUGCGCCACUUGAGGAUUCGAGAGCUUCAGCGGAUCUGUUUAGGAAUACUGAACUACUUCAGAUCCAUUGAGCGAACUCUCACCAUCAGCAUCUGUGGCUUGACCCUGAAUGGGGGCAAGUUAGUCCGUACAGCAGCAGACACGUGCUGGAUCAGUGCAGAGAAAGGUGGCUUGGGUGUUGCUGAUGGCGUGGGCUCACAUUACUAUUUACAUAAAACGCCAGCAGAUUACAAGAAGUAUCUCACUGAAUUUAUGGAGUUCUCAGAGAUUGAGAACCAUGAUGAUUUCUACACGACUGAGGACGGUUUCAUUCACACCCAGGACCAGCGAGGGAUUUAUAUAAUUUAUGAUGUGGCAAUAAAGGAUCUAACAGAGUUAGAAAAACAGAUGUUGCUUCUUGCAACCCAAUAUAUUGAGAAAGAAAGAGGCCAUUUGGUUUCUUCCCCUGCCAGAGGAUCACAGUGUGGGGAGAUCGAUCUUCCAGCCUGGGCCCACCUCUCAAUAGACCGAUUUGCUGUUUUGCUUGAUCUGUGGAGGUGUGAAAUGGCUUUUCUGGAGAACAAACGACAGCUCCUGGACAGUUACUUUGAAGCCUAUCAGCAUGUUUUCGAUGUGGAGGAGCGAUUUGCAUUGGGCCAAGUUAUUACAGACAUCAUGCACAAACGCCCAAGGUUUAAUUUGAGCAGUGAGUACUUUGUGAAGACCUAUCAGGCUGAAUGUGCAUGUCUGAAACUUCACUUACAACUUAUAAGAGAUAUUUUGAACAAACAGAUAGAUGACCAGCGGGAAUACGUACAGAGGAUUUGGAGGGAUGACAGAGGGGCGGAGAUGGGUAUGGAAUUUGGCCUGCCCCUUAAUAUCAUUACUAAGCAACCAAUUGCUAUUAACAACAGUUGUCCUGCCUUGAAAAAGAUCUACUUGUUGGAGUUCCAUCCAUCAUUGGGACUGGCCUCACGUGUUCUGAAGACACUAGAACAUGCCUACUGGGAACUGCAUCACAUUCACAGACCAAAGUCGGCUGACGAGAGCAUCAGCCUAGAGAAACAAGUCCUCAAUCUGGCGCUAGAAAAGUGGGCAGCCCUGGAAAAGCCCGAGUCAUCCUACAGCCUCCAGGUUCAGAAGGACUUGUUUUCAGGUGUGUUCAUCGAAGAUCCGCUGUUUGUCAGAGACAUUGGGUUUUCCUUUAUGGAAGAUUCAGAAGAAGUUGAAAAUAGACCAGGAGCAGAAAAACAAGCUUUUAUGCUGCAUAGUUUCUCCAGGCUUCUGGAGAUUAUUACAUUGCGCCAUCGAUUGAUAGAGGCCGCAUCCGAAACUGCCCUGUUAGCUCGAUUAUACAAGUCUGCGGCAGCACAAAUGGGUUUCGAUGAAUUCCAUCUCUACCUGCGGCCUGUACAAUUUGAAUUUGCGGCUUAUAAGGAGAAAGCUGAUCAGCCCCCUCCAGUGUUCAUCACGACUCUGCUGGAAGACAACAGUAACGUUGACAGAUAUGUUUCCUCAAGUUUACCAUUGGCGAUCAAGGAAGUUGAUGAAAACCACAUAGGAAAGUUCAGUUUUCGUACCAAGGAAGCGGUUCUUCAGUUGAUGGCGAGGCAUGGAGUGGAUAACAUGCAGGUAGCCUUGGCUUGUCAAACAGUGCAGAAAAAUUCCCUGAUGGCAGCAGUGCAACAGGCUCUGUUCUGUCCCAAAGAGAAAGCUGCUCAUUCCAUGGAUUCGAAGGAUGCAAUGUCAAGUUACAGAAGUCAGGACAAUUUAAUCGGGACAAGCCAUUGUGGUACUGCUAGAGAAUCAGAAAGCCAACAGAUUGCCUUGUCACUGGGAAUUUCCCGCUCCCCUGGAGGUCGGAAGCAACUGCCUUCUACCAGGAAAAGGCCUCCAGAGGCAUUUGUUUCAAUCCAACUGGAGAAACUAGGCCCCCGUGACAUGAUGCUGAAUCAGUUCAUUAGGAAGAAGAGCACCGCGGGGCCAAUCAUGAAAAACCCUGAGGAAGUGGAGAAAAUCAAAAGACAGCUAAUUGUUGCCUACUGCCGCAAGUAUACUUACCUCCUUUAA
Molecule: messenger RNA, 3834 nt
Organism: Carcharodon carcharias (great white shark)
Lineage: Eukaryota; Metazoa; Chordata; Chondrichthyes; Lamniformes; Lamnidae
Exons: 28
Coding region: 79-3834 (1251 amino acids)
Source: RefSeq, a predicted model, not a curated record